AUGGAUGUUGAUGAAGCAUCGACUUCAACGGCAAAGAUGGCAAAGAUUGAGUCCUUCGAGAGUAUUUACCCUGGCGUGCUCGUCUCCUACGGGAAAUUCGGAAAGUGUCACGGAUCACAAUGCGACGGAGUUCCAUUCGAAACAUGGCCCAUGGAAGGCAGAAAUUUUUGCGAAGUCUGUGCGACAAAGGAGUAUGGGAGCGACUUCAAGAAUGCGAAGGACCUAUAUUCUGAGAUCUCAGACGCAAAAUUGAAAUGCCCAGCCUUUGACAAUGAAGGAAGCUGCAAAUCAGAGGACAUUGAUAUCUGGGAAUUUUACCGUGGAUCAUGUUGUGAGCCAGCUUCAAAAGUCCUGACAGAAAAUAAACAAGCCCAGGAAAAACAACUGAAAGUUGUCAAUCAGUUUUAUAAGGAUGACUUCCAUUCUCUCCAGGGGAUCGAGGACAGUCACGAGAAUACAAAAAAUAUAAUAGAGAAGACGGAAGAGAGAUUAAAACGAGAGGAAAUGGCCUUGAAAAAAAUGAUGGAGAAAGUCGAAAAGACCAAAAAGUAUCUUGAGACGCAGAAGAAUAAUUAUGAAGCGGAAAAGAAAAGCAUAAAUCAAUGCGAGAAAGAAAAGAAUGAGAGCCUCAAGCGAUUCAGACAACUUUCAUACGAGUACCACUCAGUCGCUGCGGAGCUCUCUCUAGAUGACGAGGUUGAAGCAAAAGAGAACAGAAAACAAUACCUGUACUGCAGAGUCUGCGGCGAAUUUUACAACGACACAGACCGCCGAAAAUCAUUCUUGACAAAAUGUGGACACGUUGCUUGCUUGAAAUGUUUUAAAGAUGACUUCACCGACGACAUCGACCAUUCAUCCUGUCCCUGGCACAUAAGAGUCAUGGAUUGUGAAAAUGAAUACUACCAGCACGAUGUCAAAACAUUGUACGAGUAG
Molecule: messenger RNA, 933 nt
Organism: Oikopleura dioica
Lineage: Eukaryota; Metazoa; Chordata; Appendicularia; Copelata; Oikopleuridae
Source: the annotation of a GenBank genome assembly